CUCCUUUUCGGGAUCUACUCAGACUGGGAGAAUACGUAUUGAACUUUAAAAAGGUUCAAUUCCACGAGCUGUCUUUGCCAGUUCAAACCAGUUUCGACGAGCUCCCUUCAGAUAGCGAAGCGUCAAGGCACCUGUAGGCACGGGAACUUCAGCGAUAAGAUACGAACACGAUAGGCUCGCUUCUAGGCUCGAGCAUGACAUUCUCGGAAGACAAUCGUUCCUUAUGAGUAUUGGCCACGACCGAGGUACCUCGGAAGGGCAAGUCAGGAGGUUCAUUCUUACACAUGCUAUUUCUAACUUGCGCUCAUCCGCAUUAAGUAUUGUUUCUCAUGGACUUUUCUUGCUUUAGAACCUUCGAUCACGGGCUGUCACUGCAUGUGAAUCUUGGGAUAUGAUGAUUUCUAAACUCUUCGUGAUUAAGCGAAUGAUGGAUCGCUGCUAAGUAAGAUUUUUGGAGUAUAUUAAGUCUUUCAUGUGUUGACGAAGUACUGUUCCAUUUUGACUGACUCACUAUUUCAACACUUUGACAGGGUCACCUGUAUAGUUCUCCUGCUACCACCGCAAGGUCUUUGCCUUAUCCACGCUCGCAAGGCAAACAGACCUGUGACUCUAAGCGUAGAUUAUCAGGUCGAAGAUCGUUAUAAGGGACUGUGCGACCAGCAAGCUUCAAGCGAUGGUGGCUGUUGCCGUUGCUCGGAUGUGCUCGGAUGACUACCCUGAGAAUGUGUACCCUCGGUCAUUUCUGGAAAGGCGUUAAUUCACAUCCGUCUCCAUGCUUGUCUCCGAUGCACAAGACCUCUUCGCAACAGCUUCGAGAUAUUCGGGAACAAUGAUUCCUGGCAAGAAUUCUCUGCAAAGCACCCACAUGACGAAAUGAAGGUUGACGAAGACACGAUUCCCUGCGCUCUACGAAUGGGGUUUGCUCUUGACCAUACGGAUACGCGAUGCACAUGCACGCCGUAUACCAUGUAACCACGUUGCACUUCCUACACUCUCCCUGGUUAUCGUAUGUCACGUAGCAGUGGUUUACUCAAACAGGUAUUCCAUAUGGUGGUACGGCACGGAAAUCCAGUCCUGUCCGAGCUCACCGUUGAGAGAAAACGUAUAAAUUCUCUUCAAGAGGCUAACGAAGGACAACUGGAGAAUCUCCUCUUCGCUCUUUUCUCUCUGAUCUAUCUGGGAAGUGGAGUCCGCUCGUCACCAUCUUCCAUCUUCGAUGGUCUCGACAAGCAGGCUCGCGAUAUCCUAGCUCGUGCCACUCCUGCUGCUCCACACUUCGUGGUCUACUCUGACAAGUUCGUAUCCGGCCUCACGGGACCACCUCCACCCGCUCAGGUCAAGGGCUUCAAUGCAUUCCUUCUCUCUUUCCUCCUCUUGGAAGGCCCUUUCGAUAAAGCCGAGGAAUGGACACAGCUGAGCGCAUCUCAACGCUCCAGCAUCAAGUCACAGUACGCUGCUGCAGGAAUCAAGCUCAUGGUCUCAGUCUUCGGCUCUACCGAUGUGCCCACAUCCACCGGUGCUGACCCCAUUGCUACUGCAAACACUGUCGCAGCAUGGGUGAAGCAAUUUGAUCUCGAUGGUGUCGACGUUGAUUACGAGGAUUUCAACGCUUUCGAUGCGGGGAAUGGCAGUGCCGAGUCAUGGUUAAUUUCGUUCACUAAGCAACUGCGCGUUCAGCUUCCUCAAGGACAGUUCAUCCUUACCCAUGCUCCCGUCGCGCCUUGGUUCGCUCCUACCGGCUGGGGCGGAGGAGGAUACCUCAGGGUUCACCAGGAAGUUGGGAGCCUGAUUGACUGGUAUAAUAUCCAAUUCUACAACCAGGGCUCCACUGAGUAUACCACCUGCGCCGGCCUCCUCACCUCCUCAUCUUCCGUGUGGCCCAAGACUGCCCUUUUCCAGAUCGCUGCCUCCGGCGUUCCCCUAAAUAAACUGGUUAUCGGCAAGCCCGCCACAGCUGGCGAUGCUAGCAACGGAUUCAUUGCUCCUGCGACAUUGGCAGGUUGCGUUUCCCAGGCUAAGAACCAAGGCUGGAAUGCUGGUGUCAUGGUUUGGGAGUUCCCCGAUGCGGCUGCAUCUUGGAUCCAAACUGUCCGCGGCUCCGCCUUCCCGCAGUAACUUAUUCAAUAUUUUCGUCACGCUCCAACUGUGUAAAUUUGUAUCAUGUUUCCUUGUUCUAGGACCCAUGCUCUCGCCUUUUUUGCGGUAUCCAAGUCACCCUUUGUAUUGCUAGCAUUUUGGAACAUAGACAUAGCGUCAUAAAAUGUCCAAUGUUCAUUCGUCAACCAUACACUAUCGUUUUGCAACAGCAAAAUCGAAGGACAGCUAGAAA
Somion occarium is the source of this 2329-nucleotide messenger RNA. NCBI's taxonomy places the organism in Eukaryota, Fungi, Basidiomycota, Agaricomycetes, Polyporales, Cerrenaceae. The record is from the annotation of a GenBank genome assembly.